Messenger RNA from Suillus plorans, 5511 nucleotides. Its product is annotated as P-loop containing nucleoside triphosphate hydrolase protein. Lineage: Eukaryota; Fungi; Basidiomycota; Agaricomycetes; Boletales; Suillaceae. The record is from RefSeq and is a predicted model, not a curated record. The transcript is spliced from 21 exons. Gene Ontology annotation, molecular function: actin filament binding; microfilament motor activity; ATP binding. Gene Ontology annotation, biological process: endocytosis; actin filament organization; vesicle transport along actin filament. The coding region runs from base 1 to 5511 and encodes 1836 amino acids. Gene Ontology annotation, cellular component: myosin complex; actin cortical patch; microvillus.
AUGAACGCUCAGAAUGGAGAUCUCAGCUUAGAUUUCUUAAUGAGAAAAUCUCAGGAUGUUGCUGCCUUCCUUCCGGAUGAACUCUCUUACCUCACAGAAUCAUCGCGCUCGAAAGCGUAUCUCGUGCUCUCUGCGUUCUGUCAAGGAACGCGGUCGCAAAACCCUCAGGAGUCUGGAUCCACAAACACUGCCACGGAAACACUAGAGAAAGUUUUCCAGCAUCUCAUCAUCUCCCUUAUUGGACUCUCUUUCUUCUCUGCAUUAUUCCACGUCGACUGGCAGUCCGCUUCCUGUAUUUUCGCGCAAGAUGGCGUGGUCGAAUACGUGACAGAUGCCCUUGAUUUAUUUCCAUCAUCAGCUUCCGUUGCCCUAGAGGUCGCUCGUAUGAUCGGCCAGGCUAGUGGACACAAGGCAUGCCGGGCUCUGAUACCCGAGGAAAUCUCACCAGCAGCUAUCGCCCUCGUAAAAUUAUCUCGAGGGGCGGCAACGGAUGCCUCAGAAGGCGCAGAUGCGUCGCAGGCCACGCAAUCUACCUCCAAGGAUAUGGAGCUAGCCAAUUUGCUGAAAGGAAUGGUCAUCGGUGACAAAGAUUCUCUAUCCUCCCUCAACGACGUCGUUGAAGGCCUGGCAUACCUCAGUGUUGACCCAGACGUCAAACAUGCCCUGGCGAAUGAUCCUAAGUUCUUGCAGCAGCUCUUUACACUUGUCCCUAGACGUAAGCCACUGCCAACAUCUACCAGUAAUUCUAGCCUGCUCUUUGGCAUCCUUCUUAUCAUAUCCAACCUCUGUGCCUACCGUCCUCGCCUCAGUCAGGAAGACGCGCAGGUAGCUAAGCUGAAACGCAUGGCUAAAGCUGGAAAUGAAUCCAACAGGACGAUGUCCGAGGAACCGCUAAAUGCAUUGGAAGAUGAUGUUACAGUUAGGUCCAGAUGCCGUCAAGCUCUUGCAAGUGGCGCCCUUGAUGUCUUGUCUGUGGCUUCUGGUGUAGAGAGCCAAGGCAUCAGACUUGCAUUGGGUAAAAUCUACCUGAGCAUCGUGGAGGACAGAGAUAACAGAGGCAGGGUCCUCCAGAGCGGAGGUGCACGGAGUCUUUCUCGUGUUAUACAGUCCUCCACAUCGUCAUCUACACCGAUUGAUACCUCUGUUCUCCCUGCGAUCCAAGCUUUAGCGAAAUUGACCAUCACGUCUUCCCCCCUUCAAGUCUUCGGGCCCGGUGAUGGCGCUAUGCUUGAUGCAAUACGGCCCCUGUCACAACUGCUGCUCCAUCCAUCUUCAAACCUCCUACAACAAUUUGAAGCCUUAAUGGCCUUAACAAAUCUUGCUUCACAGAGCACAGGGUGUGCCGAUCGCAUCUAUAGCACCCCACACCUUCUCAACAAAGUUGAGCUCCUCAUGCUAGAGGACCAUACACUCAUCCGUCGGGCAGCCACCGAGCUGAUAUGUAAUCUUAUUGGAGGUUCGGAGAAGGCCUUUUCGAGGUAUGGUGGUUCUCCCGAUGUCCAUGCAACAAAGUCCAAAUUACAAGUACUUCUUGCGAUGUCGGACAUGGAUGAUCUUCCAACGAGACUCGCUGCGUCUGGUGCUUUGGCAACCGUGACCAGCGUGUCUACUGCUUGUCAGGCAGUAUUUGAACUCCAGUUGGAUCGUCACCGAGCAUUCUCAAUUAUUGCACGUCUUAUUGACUCAUCUGUAACUCUGGAGGACGACGACCCUGAUGACGACGAAGUAGCCGGAAAUCCAGGGCUUGUACAUCGUGGAGUCGCUAUAUCUAAGAAGGCGGGCAAGAAGACUGCCCCGAAGUCAGCUGGAGUGACUAAAGUUGCCAAGGCAGAUUGGAAAGAGGGAUUUAAAAAGAAACAAGCCGGAGUGUCCGAUAUGACGCUUCUGACAACUAUCGACGAGAAUAACAUCAACACCAACCUUCAGAAGCGCUGGACUGUCGGAGAGAUCUACACUUACAUCGGCGGCGUAUUAAUAUCCGUGAACCCUUUUAAAGAUCUAGGAAUCUAUACAGAUGAAACCCUUCAGAAGUACAAGGGCAAGAAUCGACUCGAAGUUCCCCCACAUGUAUUCAGCAUCGCAGAAUCCGCAUACUAUAACAUGAAUGCAUACCACGAAAACCAAUGUGUUAUUAUAUCCGGCGAGUCUGGUGCUGGAAAGACCGAGGCUGCCAAACGCAUCAUGCAAUACAUCGCGGCUGUAUCAGGAGGGGAGGAUAGCAGUAUACAGGAGAUAAAAGAAAUGGUAUUGGCCACCAAUCCUCUAUUGGAGAGCUUUGGUUGUGCAAAGACUCUUCGCAAUAAUAAUUCAAGUCGUCAUGGUAAAUAUCUGGAGAUCAUGUUCAAUACCCACGGCGAGCCGAUCGGGGCACAGAUAACGAAUUAUCUCCUUGAGAAAGGCCGAGUGGUAGGGCAGUUAGAGAACGAGCGCAAUUUCCACAUCUUCUAUCAGUUCACAAAGGCUGCUUCAGAUGAGCAGCGAGAGCAAUUCGGGUUACAGGGUCCAGAUGCAUACGAAUAUAUCAGCAGGAGCAAUUGCUUAGAGGUUCAGGGCAUCGACGAUUCAAACGACUAUGCGGAUACCCUAAAUGCCAUGGGGGUCAUUGGCCUCAGUAAUCAGGAGCAGAACGAAAUUUUUCGGAUGCUCGCAGCCAUUUUAUGGUUGGGGAACGUCAGAUUUGAGGAGAUGGAUGAUGGAAAUUCGGCCAUCUCUGACACUGGAAUAACAGAUUUUAUUGCGUAUCUCAUAGAAGUAGAUUCGGCGAUGGUUCAGAAGGUUCUGACGUCAAGAGUCGUUGAAACUCAGCGAGGGGGACGACGAGGUUCUGUUUACGACGUUCCCCUGAAUCCUGCGCAAGCAACCGCUGGAAGGGACGCACUUGCAAAAGCGAUUUACAAUAAUCUCUUCGAGUGGAUUGUUUCGAGAAUCAACGUGUCGAUGAAGGCUCGAAGUGCCUCGGCGCAAGUCAUUGGUAUCCUGGAUAUCUUUGGUUUUGAAAUUUUCGAGGAUAAUUCUUUCGAGCAAUUAUGCAUCAACUAUGUCAACGAGAAACUUCAGCAGAUUUUUAUCGAAUUAACACUCAAGACCGAACAGGAGGAGUAUGUCAGGGAGCAGAUUAAGUGGAAUCCCAUCAAAUACUUCAACAACAAGAUUGUCUGCGACCUCAUUGAAGAGCGCAAACCCCCUGGAAUAUUCGCUGCUUUAAACGACGCUUGCGCAACAGCGCACGCCGAUCCAGCUGCGGCAGAUAACAGUUUCGUCCAGCGGACGGCCAUGCUAUCUUCCAAUGCCCACUUCGAAGCCCGGGGAUCUCAGUUUCUGGUUCGUCACUACGCCGGAGAUGUCAUGUACAACAUCGCGGGCAUGACGGACAAGAACAAGGACGCACUAGUGAAGGAUCUUUUCGAUUUGGUUGGUAGCAGCGGCAACCAGUUCCUUCAGACAUUGUUCUCCGACAGACCCGAUCCCUCAAGCAAGAAGAGACCACCGACUGCUGGUGAUAGGAUCAAGGCGUCGGCAGGUGCUCUGGUGGAUAAUUUGAUGAAAGCUCAGCCUUCUUACAUCCGAACAAUCAAACCAAACCAGAACCGUAGCCCAGUUGAAUAUGACACAAAGGCCAUCUUGCAUCAAAUCAAAUACCUUGGAUUACAGGAAAAUAUUCGUGUACGUCGCGCAGGAUUUGCGUAUAGGAAUACCUUCGAAAAAAUGGUGGAACGCUUCUACCUUUUGUCGCCUUCAACGUCGUACGCUGGUGAAUAUACAUGGCAGGGAGACGCGAAAUCUGGGUGUGAACAAAUUCUCAAAGAUACGGGGAUAGCCAAGGAUGAAUGGCAGAUGGGGGUUACAAAGGCUUUUAUCAAGAAUCCCGAAACACUAUUUGCCCUAGAGACUAUGCGUGAUCGUUACUGGCAUAACAUGGCAGCACGUAUCCAGCGAGGCUGGAGAAACUACUGGCGCUAUAAGAAUGAGUGCGCUAGACGCAUUCAGAGGUUCUGGAAGAACAACAAAGAAGCCCUUGAAUAUGCCAAAGUCCGCGACUACGGUCAUCGGGUAUUGGCAGGAAGAAAAGAACGCAGACGUUACAGUCUCCUCAGCUAUCGCCGUUUUCUGGGCGACUAUCUUGAUGUCAAUGGCCAGAACAUCGUUGGAUCUGACCUGCGCUCCGCCUGUGGUCUUGGUGUGACUGCGAAAGCUGUGUACAUCGCGGCAACUUCUCAGAAGGAUGGUCAGAUACAAACCUCGCUUGAACGCAAAAUUCCCUUGGUAACUAUCAAAAGUAUAUCGAUGUCUAAUCUAAGGGAUGAUUGGCUGGCAUUGAAUUGUAAUGCAUCUGAAGAGGGUGAUCCAAUUCUUCAUUGCUAUUUCAAGACGGAGUUGACUGCGAAUCUUCUUACGCUCACGCAAGCUAGCAUCAGCGUCUUGAUUGGCCCGUCGAUCGAAUAUGCGAAAAAGAAGGACAAGAAGGCACAAAUCCAAUUUGUCAGAGACGAGACGAUCGCAAAAGAUGAUGCAUACAAGAGCCACGCUGUGCACGUCCCGUCUGGCGAACCUUCAUCGAGCACCUCUCGACCUGCUGCAAGAAGAAAACCUGGUAUUGUUAGACCCAUCACUCAAGGAAAGCUCCUUCGCGCUGGCGGCCCCUCAGAUGUGAGUUUUAAGGGAAAGGCUUCCAGGCCGAAGCCAGCCGCCCAACCACUGCCAGGGAAAUCUGCACAAUUUUCUGCCGUCAGGCCAACACCGGUGGCACCUAAGUCAGCCCCCGCGCCUUCUACUCAUAUUUCAGUUCCGCCGCCGCCACCGCCACCGCACAAAGAGCCCGAGGCAGAGUUAUAUAAGGCAAAGUUCGCUUUCGAGGGUCAAGAAGGCGAGAUAUCUUUGAAGAAGGAUGAUACCGUGGAACUGGUUGAGAAGGACGAGAAUGGGUGGUGGCUUGUAAGGAAGGACGGGCAAGAGGGCUGGGCCCCAAACAAUUACCUAGAACUUAUACCGCCAAAACCUAAAGCAGCGCCUGCCGCACGUUCCCCUCCACCUCGACCACCACCACCACCUUCCGCUCCGCUAGCAGUCGCUGCCGCUCCUAUCCCUGCUUCUUCAGCUUCAAAACCAACUGUCUCGAUCGUGUCUGUGAAGUCAUUGACAGCGGAUGCGUCGGCUAAGCCCGUAGCUGUUUUCCCUGGCCUUGCGCCAUCAAAUGGCUCUGCAGUGCCUUGGAAGAAGUCUGCAGUUGUGUCAGCUAAUGGGUCAUCAAGCAGUACACCUGCAAGCUCCCGCCCUUCGAGUUCAUUAGGAGUAAAACCCCCUCCAGUUGCCCCCAAACCUAAACCUGUACCACCGCCUGUCGCAUCGAAGCCAAGCGGCAGCAGGCCAUCUCCUAAACCACCUAUACCCACAGCCCCGCGACCAGGUGCCGGCGUUGCGCCACCGAAGGUCUCUAAACCUAGUGCACCUGCUGGUCAGAUGGACUUGGCUGCUGCGCUCGCGAAGCGUGCACAGAAGAUAGCCGAUGAGUGA